Molecule: messenger RNA, 827 nt
Organism: Centruroides sculpturatus (bark scorpion)
Lineage: Eukaryota; Metazoa; Arthropoda; Arachnida; Scorpiones; Buthidae
Product: E3 ubiquitin-protein ligase NRDP1-like
Exons: 2
Coding region: 1-702 (233 amino acids)
Biological process (GO): regulation of canonical NF-kappaB signal transduction; positive regulation of JNK cascade; tumor necrosis factor-mediated signaling pathway
Cellular component (GO): plasma membrane signaling receptor complex
Molecular function (GO): zinc ion binding
Source: RefSeq, a predicted model, not a curated record
AUGGCUCUACCAUUUCAUAUAUACGAAAUAGAGAAUUUCGAUCCUCCUCCGAAUGAAGAAUUAAUCUGUAGUAUUUGUCACUGUGUGUUUCGAGAUCCUGUUGCAUGCAUUGGUGAUUGGUUGACUCUGCAGCAAACGUGUCCGAUUUGCAGAAAGUAUGCUGAUAUUUUUGACUUGCAAGCUGUUGUACCUUUAAUCACCAAUAUGAUCAUGAAAUUAACUAUUCGAUGUCCAAAUAUGAACAAAGGAUGCCAUCACAAGUGUUCUCUCGAAGGGUACAAUAAUCAUUUGGCCAAUUGCGAAUAUGAAACAGUUCAAUGUAAAAAUGAAAAUUGCCAAGUGAAUUGCAUCCGUAAGUAUAUGUUUCAACACGAAAAUAACGAAUGUGAAUAUCGAAUGGUAGAAUGUAAAAAUGGAUGCUCUAUGACAUUUCCAAUUGGUUUAAUCGAAUCGCAUAAUUGCAUUGAAGAAUUAAAAAAAGAAGUUAUAAAUAAGACGAAAAUAAUUGAAGAAAUGAAAAAUGAAAUUGAAGAUUACAAAAGAAAAUUAAAUGAAAUAAGUACAGAGUUAAGACAAUUUGGCACCUAUGCUACAUAUGAUGGAUAUGAUGACAGCUAUGCCAGAUAUGAUAGAUAUGAUGACAGCUAUGCCAGAUAUGAUGGAUAUGAUGACACCUCUCAUACAUAUGAUGCUGAAUUGUAAUCUUUCAACCAACGUUAAUUAUAAAGAAGACCGAUUCAUUGGAGAGAAAAAUUCGAAAAAAUAAAAUGUAUUUUUGACGGUUAACACAGUAUUUAUUAUUGAAUUAUUAAUGCUUAAUAUUGUAU